ACGGCUGAGCACUUGCGUAUAUGCACUGGCACUAGCCCAGCGCAGUUCAACUAGUAGUUUAAUUUUGUACUCCGCUCCUUUCGAUAGUAUUUUGUUAUCAAUCAUUGUGAAUCAAGUUAUUUCAUAAUUAUUGUUAUCAUUUGACGUAACAAAGUGCCUCUUUUUUAAGUUGUAAUCACUUCCUGGAGUAUCCGUAAAGGAAAUUCAUCGAACAGUUUGGUUCAUUGCAGCAAAAUGGCCAGUUUGAGAUUGAUAGGAACAUCUCUGCAGCGGAAUUUGACCUUUGCUCGGUCGGUGAAAUUCAGGGGAGCGGCCCCCAUGCUUCACAGUCGCUUCCUAGCCAGCGCACCGGCUGGGAAACACAUCAAAACCAAACUGGUCGACAAUGUCCUGGUCGUGACGUUGGACUCCCCGAACGCGAAAGUUAACUCGCUGGGCGCCGAAGUACAGGCAGAGUUCGAUGCCGUUUUCCGGGAGGUCGAGACCAAUCCGGCCGUUAGCUCGGCGGUGGUAAUCUCCGCUAAGCCGGGAUGUUUUAUCGCCGGUGCCGACAUAACCAUGCUGGAGAAGUGCAAGACUGCCGCUGAGGCGACCAAAAUCUCCUACGAGGGACAGAUGCAAUUUAACAAAAUGGAGAAUUCGCGAAAACCAAUAGUAGCGGCAAUUAAUGGGGUUUGUUUGGGUGGUGGUCUCGAGCUGGCUUUAGCCUGUCACUAUCGUGUGGCGGUAAAGGAUAAGAAAACGAACUUAGCCCUCCCCGAAGUAAUGCUGGGCCUUCUACCUGGAGCAGGAGGUACACAGCGGCUGCCAAAACUAACAUCGAUUCCAACAGCGCUGGAUAUGGCGCUCACUGGUAAGAAUGUGAAAGCUGAUAAAGCGAAAAAGCUAGGACUUGUGGACAUGUUGGUGAAUCCUUUGGGCCCCGGACUUAAGCCAGCCGAACAGAACACCAUCGAGUAUCUGGAAAAAGUUGCCGUCCAAGUAGCUAAAGAUCUGGCGUCCGGUUCGCUGAAAGUAAAUCGGAAAAAGACUGGUCUGGUGAAUGCCGUCACCGACUUUGCCUUUUCGAUCGACUGGGUUAAGGGUAAAAUAUUCGGCAAAGCUCGCGAGCAAGUGAUGAAACUGUCCGGAGGACUCUAUCCUGCUCCCUUAAAGAUUCUAGAUGUAAUUCGCGCUGGUGUGGAUCGAGGAUUUGAAGCAGGUUCGGAAGCCGAGCGAAUGGGCUUUGGAGAGCUGUCGCAAACACCGCAAUCCAAGGGUCUGAUUGGCCUCUUCCGUGGCCAGACGGAAUGCAAGAAAAACCGAUUUGGCAAGCCAGCCAAUCCUCCAAAGAAUGUUGCCGUUUUGGGAGCUGGUUUGAUGGGUGCCGGUAUUGUGCAGGUUAGCAUUGAUAAAGGUUACCAGGUUGUGAUGAAGGAUACAACUGAAGCUGGUCUAGGCCGAGGUAUUGGACAGAUUCAAUCUGGUUUGCAAAAUGCUAUCAAACGGAAACGCAUAAGCUCGAUCGAACGUGAUUUAAUCUUUUCAAAUCUGAACUCUACCCUGAGCUACGAACCGUUCCGCAAUGCGGAUAUUGUUAUCGAGGCAGUGUUUGAGAAUAUUGACAUCAAACACAGAGUAAUCAAGGAGCUGGAACAGGUCGUUCCGAAACACUGCAUCAUUGCGACGAACACUUCCGCUAUUCCGAUUACGAAAAUUGCCGCCGCAAGUGCGCGACCAGAGAAUGUCGUUGGUAUGCACUAUUUCUCGCCGGUAGAUAAAAUGCAGCUGCUGGAAAUUAUCACUCAUCCGGGCACGUCAAAGGAAACGGCAGCUGCUGCCGUCGAGGUUGGACUUAAACAGGGCAAAGUUGUCAUAACGGUUGGAGAUGGCCCCGGCUUCUACACUACGCGAAUUUUGUCAACUAUGCUGUCUGAAGCUAUCAGAUUGCUGCAGGAAGGUGUCGAUCCAAAGGAGCUGGAUAAAAUGACAAAAUCUUUUGGUUUCCCGGUCGGUGCAGCUACGUUGGCGGAUGAAGUAGGCAUAGAUGUCGGAGCACACAUUGCGGUCGAUUUGGCGAAAGCGUUCGGAGACCGGUUCAGCGGCGGAAAUCUGGGAGUGAUGGACGACCUGGUCAAAGCAGGCUUUAUGGGUCGUAAAUCUGGCAAAGGAGUGUUUGUGUACGAAGGUGGAAAGAGCAAAAAUCGCGAAGUAAACCAGGAAGCUCUGGCCAUUUUGAAGCAGAAAUACUCGCUUCAGUCACGCGGCGCCAACAGUGUCGAGGAUAUGCAGCUCAGAAUGGUUUCACGAUUCGUCAAUGAAGCUGUGCUGUGUCUGGAGGAGAAAAUUCUCGACAAUCCGCUGGAGGGUGAUGUUGGUGCUGUGUUCGGUCUCGGUUUCCCACCGUUCACCGGCGGCCCAUUCCGGUGGGUUGAUCAGUACGGUGCGGAUAAAUUGGUCAGCAAGAUGCGCUCGUACGCCGAUCUGUACGGUGCACCAUUCCAGCCUGCCCAAACUUUGCUCGAUAUGGCAAAGGAUUCAUCGAGAAAGUUUCACCCUAGCAAGUAAAUUUUAAUUUAAAAAUGUGUCCUAAUUAAGUUAAAAGCAUUAUUAACGUCGGAGGAAUUUGUGUCUUUGUUUUCGUUAUUAACCAAACAUUCUAAUGGCCAGUUUUCCAUAGAUAUUAUUUCUGUUCUCUUCUGGCCAUUUAUUUUUGUUACAGUUUCAUGCAUUUUGUACAAUACAGAAGGUCUAUUUUGACAAUCAG
This is a messenger RNA of Sabethes cyaneus, 2746 nucleotides long. It is a transcript of the gene Mtpalpha, whose product is annotated as trifunctional enzyme subunit alpha, mitochondrial. The record is from RefSeq and is a predicted model, not a curated record. Gene Ontology annotation, cellular component: mitochondrial fatty acid beta-oxidation multienzyme complex; mitochondrion. NCBI's taxonomy places the organism in Eukaryota, Metazoa, Arthropoda, Insecta, Diptera, Culicidae. Gene Ontology annotation, biological process: fatty acid beta-oxidation. The transcript has 5 exons. The coding region runs from base 235 to 2547 and encodes 770 amino acids. Gene Ontology annotation, molecular function: NAD+ binding; enoyl-CoA hydratase activity; long-chain (3S)-3-hydroxyacyl-CoA dehydrogenase (NAD+) activity.